Scleropages formosus (Asian bonytongue) is the source of this 4371-nucleotide messenger RNA. It is a transcript of the gene rnf217, whose product is annotated as ring finger protein 217. Gene Ontology annotation, molecular function: zinc ion binding; ubiquitin-protein transferase activity. Lineage: Eukaryota; Metazoa; Chordata; Actinopteri; Osteoglossiformes; Osteoglossidae. Gene Ontology annotation, biological process: protein ubiquitination. The record is from RefSeq and is a predicted model, not a curated record. Bases 275 to 1762 code for a protein of 495 amino acids. The transcript is spliced from 6 exons.
UUUACUGGGGUUAGUACGGUAAGCGCUCGGUCUGCCCUUUGUCUCAGUGAAAGUGCGCCGCAGCUGGACCACACUGAUUGCAGCGAUGCGGGACUCCCGUGUGUCUGUCCGCGGGGCCCGGGCAGCCCAGCGGCCGCUGCGCUCCUGGGGGGUCCUGGCCGGGGGCCGUGGGGGCGCAGGGGGUCCAUAGAGACGCAAAAAGUGUGCCGCACGGAUUUGGGUUCGAGUUUUUUAACUCGGGACCCGGAAGGAGACGCGCGGCCUGCGUGUUUCUAUGUGUGUGUGUUUGAGUGCGCGAGAGAGCGAGAGAGACGGUGCGUGCGUACGUGCGUGUUUAUGUCUGUUUGCGUGCAGUUGGAAGGAACGCGCUCGCGAGCGGAUGGGAGAUGAACUCGGGCACGCGACGCCGGACUCCGCGAGCGGCGGCGGCGGCGUUGAGGGUCGCCACGGGGCGCGAGAGGACGUCGUGGAUUUCGGCCACGGGUCCGGGAGCGUCGCAGCCAAAGUUGUCAGCGCCGACGGCCAGGACGCUGUGGACGUCGUGGGGGGCGGCGAAGGCUUCGCAAAUUACGCAGCUGACGGCUUGGAGCGGGUCACCCCGCCGGAGCGCGCGCUGGGAUUAACGCGCCGGUCCCCGUCCUUCCGUCGGGACGAGGUGGGGGAGCAGCACGUGUACUGCACGGUGUACUGCAUCGCCCAGGACAGCCACGGGAGGGAUGCGCGUGACCCGGGGGGCGGGGUGGUCCCGGAGGGGGAUGAUGAUGAUGAUGGUGGACAGGGGGGGUCCGGGGCUCCGUCCGCGUCUGAGGGGGACACGGAUCCGGACCCAGAGGAGCCCCCCGGCGUCCCGAGGGAUACCCAUUCUACGGCGGACCCUUUUUACGGCGUGGACUACAACGUGUCCGUGGUGCUCACCUGCAGGGUCUGUCUCGAGGAGCAGCGCGUGACGCCCAUGCAGUGCUGCAGGAAGGCCGUGUGCGAGGACUGCCUCCGAGCCUACAUCAGCUCCCAGGUGCACAUGGGCCGGGUGGACAUCGUGUGCCCCAUCACCGAGUGCACCGGCUACGUGGAGGAGAGUAGGAUCAUCGACCUCCUUUUCAGCGAGGAGGUGGCCAAGUACAAGUACUUCCUGGAGCUGAACCGGGUCGACUCGAACACCAAGCCCUGCCCGCAGUGCAACCUGUUCACCUCGCUCAAAGGCCGCGGCCCGCAGGCACCCGGCCGCGCUGAGCACAAGUACAAGGUCCAGUGCUCCCGGUGUCAGUUCGUGUGGUGCUUCAAGUGCCACGCCCCCUGGCACGAGGGCAUAAAGUGCAAGGACUACAGGAAAGGGGACAAGCUGCUGCGUCACUGGGCCAGCGCCAUCGAGCACGGCCAGAGGAACGCCCAGAAGUGUCCCCGCUGCAAGAUCCACAUUCAGAGGACGGAGGGCUGCGACCACAUGUCCUGCACCCUUUGUAACACCAGCUUCUGCUACCGCUGCGGCGAGAAGUACCGGCACCUGCGCUUCUUCGGCGACCACAGUUCCAACCUCAGCGUGUUCGGCUGCAAGUAUCGCUACCUGCCGGAGAAACCCCACCUGCGGCGCCUGGUUCGGGGGUCCGUCUGCGUGAGCAAGAUCCUGGUUGCACCUCUGGUCAUCGUCCUGGUCGGGGUGUUUGGAGUACUAGCCGUCGUCGUCGGUCUGGUUGCCUUCCCCAUCUACUACAUCUGUAAGAAGCGCCGGAAGCGCUCCCAGGGUUCUGGCCGCUGGUUCUGCUGACCCAGACUGGUGGCAGGGGGCCGUAGGCCUGAAACACAUGAACCCAACCCAAAACCACCCCACCGGGAGACAGAUUUCUCCAUGGGGACCCACGCUGUCAAAACGGGUCAAGAACCAAGGCGAUUCUCCCAGUUCUGACAGGAGCUGCUCUACUUGUUGCACCUUCUUUCUCCCGACUCGGAACCCAGGCGCGUGGCUUCUGGGAAGGACCUGGGAAGGUUCCAGCAGUGCUUUCCUUCACUACUUCCUCACCACCCUUUUCGCUUUGAGUGGUUCAGCAGGACUAAGAGUGUCAGCUCGAAUGCUUUUUUUUUUUUUUUUUUAGAUCUGAAAGCAUUGCGAAGGCUGAGGUGGAGGAGACUAGACAGAGGCUACGCCUGGUUUCAUAUCAGCAGAUGCAGAUGUCAUUGACUAUAACACUGUUUCCAGAAAAUAAGAGCUUUUUAAUGUUCUCUUUUAGCUGAGAAUGCUUCAAAAUGAUUUUUAGAAUCUUUAUUUUUCGCUUCAUCCUGCCCGUUUUUUUUCAUUAGACCUUCCAGAAAAGCCAAAUGAUUUAUUUAUUUCUGAUUGUGAGCCCAGUUCUUACCUGGGAUGGCCUCUGCUGUGUGUGUGUGUGUGUGAGUGAGAGAGAGAGAAAGAGAGUAGGGUAUUUGUGUUUUUGCAAAACUUUGCAUUUGUCACGAUGGGCAUCUGUGACAGCUGUUGGCUUUUCCAGAACACCAACACUUGGCUCCCUCAGCCCGUCCGACACAAAGCCGCCUUCCUUAUGUGCAUGCAGUUAAAAAUUUGAGUAAAGCCUGGAUUUGCCCUCAGAAAUGACUGCACUCAACAGCAGUCCUGGAUGGUACACUGGCUCCUCGGCUUACAAGCAGUAAGCAGUGUUAAUUUUGUUCUUAACUCCAGAGACCCAAUCAAUAAAAUAAUCAAUAGUGGCACUGGUCCAACGGUUUAUUUGCAGGUUCUGUAAAGGUCUCGGAUAUAGCAGGAAUGAGUUCUUUGUCUGGCUUUUUCAGACUUUUUUUCAAAGCUGAUUGCUGGCUGACUUACUCCAUGAACGUGCGAAGUUCCUAAUCAUGUUAUUGAUCAACACCCAGGGACGGCAGAUGUUUUUUUGGCGGGGGAGUGAUGCAAAAUGCAAGUAAAAAUGUUUGUAUCUUUGAAAACGUACAAGUCGAGGAGCCAGUGUAAUGAACUGAAUAUUCGUCUCCAGAAGGUCCCUGAAUGUUAUCAAGACAUUGAUGGAGUUUUGCAGCCUUUCAACCCGUCAGUAGAAAAUGUAACUUUUUAUUCGAUACAUGAUUGGUUUUAUUGAUCCUUUGACAUUCAUGCAGGGAUUUUUGGGGGCAAACCCACUGUUCAUCCCGAUUGUUUCUGACGGGAUGGCAGAAUCUAGUGUCUUUUAUUUCGCAAUGUUGGUUUUACAGUAAAUCAUGGGACUUUACGAUGAGCCUUUGCUCACUGCCCCGUCGUCUGCGAUAUCAUACAUGAUUAAUGACGCUUCCGCAGCCAAAUUCCAUGAAUCGAAUGUGGUUCCAUCCUCCACAAAUCCAUAGUUUGUAAGAUGUAGACUUACACUUUUCUAUGUCCAUGUGGCAGUAGAAAACCUUUUUUUCCGUGUUUAAAUGGAUACAUGUAGCAACAUAUUAGCAGCGAUAUACUAUGCACAGCAGAAAGGCAUUAAGAAUAAUAAUGAAAGUGACAAUCAGAACCUUUGUAGAUGUUCCAACGCUGUUUUUUUUUUUUUUUUCCCCCGAUGAAUAAUCCUGAUUAUGUGCCAAAUGUUGGCAGGAUUUUUGUUUUUUCAAGCGUUUCGACCUGAGCAGCAAUUCAAACGUACAGUAGGCCUAAGUACAGUACUUGGAAACGAGUGUUUUGAGUAAAUAUGUUGCCACAUUUUUUUUUGUUUUUUUUUUUUUUAAUAGGGUACUUAUACCGGGACCAUAUUGUCAACAAUGAAUGGACAUUUUUGGUUACAAAAAAAAUUCGCCUUUUCCAAUACUUCUCAGGGAAUGUUCAAGGUAUUUAAAAAAAAAAAAAAAAACUCCACUAUAUUAAUUUUCCCCCAUGUUUAAAGCAGUGUCUGUGGCUCAUUUCUCAAUAGUUUUCCAAAAGUACUGAAGCGGACGCCGGACGGCAGCGAAGUAUUGGCACCCCGUGGGCGCGCGCGCGCUUCGGAGGUGGCCCGCGAGGUUCGGCGCGUGCCGGAAAUGGCGCUCGAACUCGAACGCUUUGGUGCCUUUUUCACGGACGGGUUACAUAGGUUUCAUGUUGUGGAACGACUAACGUUUACCUGCUGACAGCCGUAGCGCUAGCACAAUGUCCACAGUCGUCUACCGGUCUUUUUUGUGCUGGUUUACGUGUAACGUGGUGGAUAUGACUGUAACACAUCCUACAGACGUGUGUGUGUGUGUGAGCGUACGUCAUGUACAGUGUUUGUGUUCUACUGUUGGUCAUAUAAUCAUGUUCUCUGCUGCACUUUAUCCCCAAAGUUGGUGUAAAUUCAACCGUUUAUUGUCGUCGUCGUCGUUUACCGCCCCCCGCAAAUCUGUGUCUCCUGAGGAGCUGUGGGCUCGCGCUCAUUAAACGGUCCUGGCGAAGGCGCCAGAACA